CUCUAAUUUUUCUUAGUCUGCUUUUUCUUCGUUACGUCCCGGAAUGCGGUAGCAGUAUCGACGCCCUCAGCUCCUUAGCCGGACUGAGAAAUUGAUCGCGAGCGCUUUAGAUCCAUAAACCAGGUCUAGGUCUAGGUCCAGGGGAUUUCCGCUCUCUCUCGCCUUCGCAAUUUGGGGUUCCCUUGGGAUAUCAUCUGUCGCAAACCAUCUUCCAGCCCGUCGAUCUUAUUCUCCUACCCAUUGCCAAUUCCAUCUACGUCAAUCUGCCCGGACAAAUCCUUAUGAUUAGGGAUCAUAAGGCUCCUGCUGGCCCGAGACCAGCCGCGCAGUCCCCGACUCGAUCGUCCAAGGAGAACAUCAACCCGGUCAACAGAAGCCACGACGAGCCAAUGCUUCAUGCAUCGUCGUCCAACAACCAUUCUCUGUUUUCCUUUGGUCGGAAUGGGGCCCCGAGUGACAUAGACGACAAUACCACAGCCUCUUUCGAAUUCCUGCCUUCUGUUAGCUUCGAUGAUCUUCAAAGUAGCCUCGAGACAGCUUCUACCGAUUUUAAACUGACCCAGUUUCCUUCACCGUCUGGCCAGGGGAGUAUUCUUGACGAGAAGCCAUUGGACGCGAUGGGUGGACAGCCUUCAGGUGCUGGCAGUAGUGGCACCGCCCGCUCGGGGGCCCAGCCGAAUCCCACUCCCAAUGCAGGUACUAGACCGUCAAGAUCGGGCUCCAUAUUGAGAAGACCCAGCACAUCAAGUCGACAGGUUAGCAACGGGUCUACCGUGUCCGUGUCUUCUAGUAUAACCGAUGCGCCGACUGCGCCUGCUGCGAUGAGGAAUCGACGUCAAAGCCAUUAUCCCCCGGUUUCAAAUACCAAUAUUGGAAAGCCCCCGAGGAAAUCGAUUGGCCCGGGGCUUAUUGAUGCUGACUACGGAACUGGGGUUCGGAGGCGGCGACCGAGUCUGAUAUCGAACCUUUCUGACAAGGGCGGCACUGACUCUGCUCGAACCUCGAUGGAUGUUUCUACUGGGCAAACUGGGGAUGGCAGGCCGUCAUUUCAAGGCUCGCGAGCUUCGAAGGCACGUUCGAUACAGCCCGCGCCUAGGAUAUCAGCAAACUUCUCUACUAUCAACAGCAGUAGCACCAGUCUCGCUCCAGAUCAAAAUCGUACAUCCACUGCGUUUCCAAGGUCACCCAGGGCGAGCGGCAAAGGCUCUACACCUAAUUCUGCGAGAAGGAUGUCUGUAAUGCCUGGCGCUCACACCUCUCAUGCCACCGGGCUUGGUGCUAGGACCAUCUCACCCACUGACGCGCAAAGGAUGAAGCGUAUGUCGAUACAUCCUACUCAGAAUAUGCCGCAGAUAUCAAAUGCGCCGCUUCCGCCUGCUGAUGUUCGCCCUCAAUCACGCUCACCUUCCAUGAUUCCUCGAAAAACAUCCACUCCUUCAUCUCUAAGAACCACCCCAGAAGUCACUAAUAGGAAAUCCUAUAGCUCAGGAUUGUCUGUUGGUUCAACGACUAGUUUCAACACACAACGAACCUCAACCGGUUCAAUACAACGUACCCUCUCCCAAGUAGGUCCAACGUCAAGGCUUCCCGCUCCCAAAGCGCUGAACAUCCACAACCCUCCCACUGGCGAAGAUGAGGAAGAUGUGCCGCCUGUGCCUGCGAUUCCCAAGGUUUAUGGGUCGCCUAAGGACUCGCCGGCAGAACUUUCGUUCCUGGAGAAACGGAAGUCGAAUUACACGUUUGAUUCUAGUAGUAUUCAUAGCAAUUCUACGGGUACGCCCUCCGGUACACCAUCCCAGGAGCCUACGAAGAAAGCAUCACGAAAACCUAGUGAACGAAAACGUGCCCCGCGGAAGACGUUAGCCGGUCCUACCUCUGAUAUCGAGCAGAAAAUCAACGGAUCCCAAUCCAAGAAGAAUUUACAGCCCCUGCGACUUCCGCCAUUGAGUGUAGGUCCAUUAAGCAUGCCUACAGAGGCAAAGAUCGCGGCUCUAAGGGAUCAAGGCGAGGAUAGUGGUAAAUUGAGUCCGCCACUGUCAAGGACUAUUGCUAAAACGCCAACAACGCCUAUGACUGCGUCGAAGAGUACAUUCUUUUUUAGGGGGCGCGCGGAUAGAGAUCCCGAAAAGACGGUCCUCCGCAGCAGUAGCUCUAUUCAUCACAGCCGAGUUGAAAGUCCUACUGGAGAGAAUGGAACAAGCUCGUCUGAAUCGCCGAUCAGUUCAGUAGUUCACAAGCAAGCUGCCAAAGUUUCCGGAUCGCCUUUUCUAUCGUCAUCCGUUCCUAAAGGUAGCAAUCCCUUUGGUAAUCAAUUAACAAAGUCUAGAACUAUUGGGGAUACCAACAACACGGCUGCAAUUGACACGACUAUCGAUACAAGACCUCAGCAAAAACCAUCUGGUCCUCGUGCGCCGAAACUGGCCAAGCCAACUAAUAAGACUCCGCCGGCUGAGCAGAGUCCUGAAGAACCUCCAACGCCAUCCUCAAUGAGCAAUUUGCGGAGGAAAUUGAGCUUGUCCUGGAAGAGGAGUAACUCGAAAAGUAGCCAUCACGCUUCCAACAGCUCUGUUGAUAAAGCUGCUGAGAAACUUGCCCGGCAAGACAGCAUGCCGCCUCCACGGAUACCAGUCUCUGCAUCAAUGAACAUCAAUUCAGUGAAGUCUUCUAGUCCAAGCCAUGCCACCAAGCCCAGUGCAGGAACGUACCUAGAAACCAGGCGCAGGAAGAGUUCCGCGUCUAGCUUGAACACUAUGUUUACGCAGAAGAGCUCGAAGGAAGAUGUUGGUAAUAACUCGAUGAUCGAGACUUCCACACAACCUCGGAAUUCAUCUAUGCAGAAGAUGCUGCGGCCAAGACCAUCGGCUGCCUCGAUUAAACGCCAUGACCCUUAUACUGCCGAUCUGGAUAAGGAUGAUCUCAUUGCCGAGGAGGAGAUGAAGAAGUUAGCUUUGAGAAGGAAGGAGACGGAAAUGGCAGCCCGAACACUAGAUGCGCUCCGUAGAAGGGCAACCCCUAAGGAACGUGUAGGACCUCACGAAGCUAUUCGAAUAGCCAUAUUGAACAUCUACGAAAAGGGCGAGAUUGUCGAUUAUAGCGACGUCUAUUUUUGCGGAACUCAGCACGCCAGCAAGGUUGUAGGCGAUUUGAACUCGAAACUACCAAACUUCGGUUACGACGAUGAGCGCGGUGACUAUACGAUCGUCACAGGUGAUCAUCUCGCUUAUCGCUACGAGAUCGUUGAUGUGCUCGGGAAAGGCAGUUUUGGCCAGGUGGUGAGGUGUAUAGACCAUAAAACCGGCGUGCUCGUUGCCGUAAAGAUCAUCCGAAACAAGAAGAGGUUCCACCAGCAAGCUCUUGUCGAAGUCAACAUUCUGCAAAAGCUUCGCGAAUGGGACCCUCACAAUAAACACAGCAUGGUCAACUUUACUCAUAGUUUCUAUUUCCGAGGACAUCUCUGCAUAUCAACUGAGCUCCUCGAUAUGAACCUUUAUGAGUUUAUCAAGUCCAACGCAUUCCGCGGGUUUUCUCUUAAACUAAUCCGAAGGUUCACGAAGCAAAUGCUCAGCUCGCUUAAUCUACUUAAACAGCAUAAGGUGAUCCAUUGUGAUCUCAAACCAGAGAACAUUUUGGUUCGGCAUCCGAUGCAUUCUGAGAUCAAGGUCAUCGACUUCGGUUCAAGUUGUUUUGAAAACGAGAAAGUUUAUACUUAUAUCCAGUCACGGUUUUAUCGAUCCCCGGAGGUCAUUCUGGGAAUGACUUACGGCUUACCAAUCGAUAUGUGGAGUUUGGGCUGUAUCUUGGCUGAACUAUACACCGGUGUCCCUAUUUUCCCCGGAGAGAAUGAGCAAGAACAACUGGCCUGUAUCAUGGAAGUAUUUGGUCCACCUGAGAAGCAUCUCAUUGAAAAGAGCACAAGGAAGAAGCUUUUCUUUGAUUCCAUGGGCAAACCUCGUUUGACUGUGUCCUCCAAGGGCAGGAGGCGUCGGCCGUCCUCUAAAACGCUUCAACAAGCUAUCAAAUGCGACGACGAGCCGUUCCUCGACUUCCUCGCCCGAUGUCUGCGGUGGGAUCCAGAUCGUCGUCUCAAGCCUGAGGAAGCCAUUCGCCACGAAUUCAUCACGGGCCAGAAGACCUCAGUCCCCGUCCCUAGAACACGUGAGUCUUCGCCGGUCAAGCGCCACAACACCAUAUCAGCUCCGCGACCUCUACCAGAGCCCCCAGCAGGUGGCAAGAGCGGCCCGUCCCUGCGCCCCAGGGAGACCAAUGGUAGUCCUUUGAAACAAGGAGGUGCGAGACGAACGUCUGCCUUUACGGGUCUCGCCAGUACCGCGGGUACGAAGCGAAGUAGCGCAGGGACGUCCGCAACGACAGGUGGCAGCAACCUACCUCGCGUGGCCGGCCGCAGUGCUAGUGGCAAACAGGAUUUGGCCUCCGCAGGGGCUAAUGUUGCUAUGAGUCGACGAGCUUAAAUGAUUAAUUUUCGCAUGGGAGCUCCGUCGAGCUUCCCAGCAUGGCUUAUGAGAUGAUUUUGGGUAUUUAUUUCCGGUAGCAUACCACGGCGCGAGUAAACCU
Molecule: messenger RNA, 4572 nt
Organism: Annulohypoxylon truncatum
Lineage: Eukaryota; Fungi; Ascomycota; Sordariomycetes; Xylariales; Hypoxylaceae
Exons: 3
Coding region: 282-4469 (1395 amino acids)
Biological process (GO): peptidyl-threonine phosphorylation; peptidyl-serine phosphorylation
Molecular function (GO): ATP binding; protein serine/threonine kinase activity
Source: RefSeq, a predicted model, not a curated record